Hylaeus anthracinus is the source of this 4659-nucleotide messenger RNA. Its product is annotated as doublesex- and mab-3-related transcription factor A2-like. Gene Ontology annotation, cellular component: nucleus. The record is from RefSeq and is a predicted model, not a curated record. NCBI's taxonomy places the organism in Eukaryota, Metazoa, Arthropoda, Insecta, Hymenoptera, Colletidae. The transcript is spliced from 3 exons. Gene Ontology annotation, biological process: regulation of transcription by RNA polymerase II; sex differentiation. Gene Ontology annotation, molecular function: DNA-binding transcription factor activity, RNA polymerase II-specific; RNA polymerase II cis-regulatory region sequence-specific DNA binding. Bases 1344 to 1868 code for a protein of 174 amino acids.
GCGUUCGCCCGUGACAUUUGUCGAAAACCCGCGCGACCUCGGCCAGGCUUUUCAUACGAAAAACGGGAUCACCCGACCACGCGAAACCGGUGACUUUCUCGGUUGAAUCGUUUGGAAACGUUAUUUCUCGUGCGGUCGUACCGAAAGGCCCUGAUGCAAGAGGCGAAACGAUUCAACGUGCACUGACGUACUCCGAUGGAGAGGACUGCCGUUACGCGGAGCAAGAGGGGGAGAAAAAGGAGUAGAAGGGGGCUAGAGUGACACGCGGUUGCUGGGAAGACGGCACCGAGAGAGGAGGCAAUUGAAGUACGCGUGUGCGAAAAGUGCCGAGGCGCGCGGACCAAAGCACACCACGAGUUGGCUAGUUGUGUUGUGCUUCACGCGGGACUAAAUUCGCGAUCUCCUUGCUCGUCGCGUGGAUUACUCGACGGUGUACGCGUACUGGACAUUUGCGAGCGUUUAAAUCCCGCCUUUUAACCAAAGUCGAUCUGUUCCGUCUGUCGCGGAAACAAAAGAACUGACGCGAGUAUACGUUUGUUUUGCGAAAGGGAACGUAACUCACGCGGACCAUAAAUAAACAGCGUAGGGAAAGAAGGGUCUUUACUUACCUGAAACAGUGACAGUGGUGGAAAGAUACGUUGCUUCUAGAGCCUGUGACUACUUUCUGUUUUGUAUAAUUGUGUUAAUUGUGCACGCAACGAAAACGGACAGAAACGCGAACGCGCCUAAUUGUUUGGUCGCGAGCGCGAGCGCGCGCGCGCGCGCGCGCGUGGUCCUUCUCGCGCGUAAAUGCACCACGAGGUUGCGACUCGUCGCGUGGCAGUAGUGUGUAUCCGCCCGCAAGACGUAACGCGAUAAUUUCCCUGAAGAGACUGUGCGACUCGAGGUACGUGGAGAACAGCGUUACAGUGUAUUAGAGUGUUUUCUCGGGAGAAUUGUGGUUUCAUGGCCCGAUUAACGGUAACGUGUGUUCGCUGAUUGUCGGAAUGAACUCUGCAAUUGCAUCGAACAACUUGACGAGGGAGAACGUCUUACGCCAGUAACGAAAGCGGAUUUCGAACCCGAAGGGCGGAACGAUGCCGAGUAUCGGUCCUGUGUAUUGUGAGAAGACACGUGACGCAUUUUUCUUCGACAAGCACAUGCUGGAAGGAUAAAGGACAACCUAUCGAGGACCUGUCUACCCAAGCACUUUCUUGAAAUUUCUCUCGACGAUGAAAAGGCCCUCGAACGGGGCCGCUCGUGCGCUGUGAGGAGUGCGCUGAGAGAAGAAUCGUUCGGCUUGGAACGAUCGAUCGCUGGCGAAGUAUAUUUGAACCGUGCUCGCAAACCACCGAUAGUAAAGCAUGGAAAACGGGGACGAGGUCCUUUCCACCCAGGUGAAAACGAACGCGUCCUCGUCCUCGAGUACGACACAGAGCCCGCGCACACCGCCGAAUUGCGCGCGAUGCCGCAACCACGGAUUAAAAAUUCCCCUCAAGGGUCACAAAAGGUACUGUAAACAUCGUUACUGCAAGUGCGAGAAGUGUCAUCUCACCGCGGAAAGACAACGAGUGAUGGCGAGGCAAACCGCGAUGAGGAGAGCCCUGGCGCAGGACGAGGUGAAAGUCAGGGCGGCGGAAGAGCAGGUGGAUCCACCGCCAUUCGGGUUCGAAGCUGGUCGACUUUCCGCGGUCCCUCAGCCGGCUAGAAGUCUCGAGGGUAGCUACGACAGUAGCAGCGGGGACUCGCCUAUUAGUAAUCAUGGCAGCAACGGUGUACACUCUGGCCUCGGUGGUGUCAUCAGUAUUCCUACCUCCAGAAAAUUACCCUCGUUGCACCCUCAUACUGGAACCACGACCCACUUGCCGCAGUCGCAGUCCGGUGAGUGAUCCAACGUUUCUGUAUUUCAUCUUUGAAGUAUUGAAUAUAUAUAUAUAGAGAGAGAGAGAGAUGAUUAGGUACCUUUUAACUAAAUUUCUUAAAUAGAUGGUUAAGUAAUUCCCUUUAUAAUAUAAAUUAUCUAACGGUAUAUAAAAUUAAUAAGAAGGAAUAGCCAAAAAAUGAUCGUCAAUAAUGUUACAAUUUUUACAUUACGUAUAAUAUAUGUAUAUUUUCUAUAUUAUUGUACUUAAUGCAUAAAAUCCGCAGACUAGUUAUAACAAAUAUUUUUGUUUAUUGUACGUGUUUAAACGUACUAUCCAAUGAUGUAUUAUUCAAACUCAAAGUAUCCUUAAACCUGUUUUUCUGAGAAACGAGAAAUGAACGCGUGACAUGUGCGAUGUAAGUCAUCGAUAUAUAGAGCGACAUACUCGUUCUGUGCGUGACAUACACUCGGUACAAACAUCGCGGUAUUAAAUGUUAAAUGUCGUUUCAUAUAUUUUUCAACACUACCUGCCCAUGUGUCUCUAGAAUUGAUCUUUGAAACUGGUUAAAUGAUUUGACAUGAAACCUGUAAUUGCAGUUAUAAUUUCAAUUAUUGUUGUUUCCAGUUUCCAAUUAUAUGUCUCGAGGGAAUAAACAUAAACAGUUGCGAAAGAAUUGCGUACACAAGUUUUACCAAUUUAGAAUUUCAUGCAUUUCAUAAAUUUAUAACAGAUCAGACGCGAAAAUCGUUAGAAUGUAGAAAGUACAUUUCGUACAUUUUACAAGUUUAUAAUCAAUGAACGAAACAGUCGUAAUAAUUUGAAUAUUUCUGCAUUUCGUGAGUUUAGUUAGCACAAAUAUAUAAAAAGUUGUAUAAAUUUAAAUAUUCAUUUAAUUACCAGGGGAAUUUGAAAUACCAUUCAUUUAAAACAAAAAAAAAUACGAAAUCAUUUACUCCUACUUAAUGCUGAAACGUGAAUAUCCCGAUGUGUGACCGACCUUGCUAUUGUUUGUGAAACGCGCUAUCAGACAUUAAAUCGUAAGGCAAAGGGUUAAUAUGCAUGUUUAUUAUAUGCGGUGCACCUGCUUGUUGGUGAAUAUACAUGUAAUGUAUAUGUAUGUACACGUUCAAAACCGGGACAGCCAACCUGUUGCUUGCUCCGAUUUCUAGUCACCCCUCUGUUUCACCUACAAAACCCACCCUCCACGCUGCGGACGAAAUCUCAUCUUCCUUUCUUUUUUACGUAGUUAUUUAUUUUAUCCCCAAUGAAUUCGCAGGAAUCUCUUUUUCGUCACGUAUGUACGAUGUAAGAGUUAUUCGAAAUGUUUUGAGAUCAUAAUGACGAACGACAAAUGCAGUAGUAAAUAAAUUAGUAUUUUGUUUUUAAAAACCAAGAUUCUGUAACCCCAUUUGGAAAAUACUUUAUUAAUUUUUCCGAUUAGUCCUACCUUUACAACACGUGAACGUAACAAGUUGUGCGUGGCUGUCUUUACAGGAAAGAAUCACGAGAUUUAAUUACAGAUCCUGUGCGGCAAAGCUUAUUAUGAUUUCGUUAAACAAGUGUUUUCGAAUGAACCAUUAACUAGUUGUGUAAUUUAUAUACAUAUAAGUGAAAGCUGCCACUUACCAACGAUAUCUCCAAUCCGUGUGUACGCAUUUAGUUUUCUCGCUGUUUUCGUAGCGAUUUUAUAACGGUAUCAUAAUGUUUGAACCAUAAAAAAAAAAAACAAAUAAUCAAACGUUUUCGAAUCAUAUUUUAUUGUAUUUACCAUUUCGAACUAGAAACGAAACUUUUUCGACGACUUCGAAACGCGUCCGAUGAUCAAAUUGCCGCUAAUUGUACCUUGGCGCUCAUUAAUCAUCUUACUGCUACUCGUGUUGUACGUGUUAAUUAUGCGAGGUGUUUGAAAUCAUCUAUCAAAAUUUAUGCUGAACUCUGCGAAAAGAAGGUAGCUGAUCGAUUAGACAAAGGCAUUAUUUUAAACUAAAUUUUCGCACGAUACAUCUGUAAAAUUUAUUCGUUUGUUGUCUUGGCUGUCUUUUGACAUAAAAGUUCAAAUUUACGGUUAUUUAUGGUUGGCGUUCACCUUCCUACAUUGUUCCGAGCUUCGAUACUCAUUUCCAUUAUGGGAACAGCUCGCUAGGAGUUUAUAUUUUUACUUUGAAUAUAGAUUCCAUCAUAUAAAAUCUGUUUUAUGCGACAGAGUCACCAAUAAUACAUCACUGUUGAACCAAUUAUGCAUUCCUCGAGCUGUGCGCGAUUCUCAUUCGUUAGAUUUAUUUAUGGCCACGCUGCACAGACUCAACCGAGUCAAGCACGUCCAGUCAACUAUAACAAUUAUAAAAAUCAGUUUUUACCAUAUAAGCAGACCUCCCUUCUCGCUGGAUCUAAAUACAAAGGGCGGUAUUCAGUGGACUCCAUCAGAAGAUACUAUUAUUUAUCCGCUCGGGUUUGCUUAUACGAGAAGUUAUAUCAUCUGCAAUUACCGUACAAAAUGUUAUUUUACGAGGACCGAUUAAUGAACGAUCAUUAUUCUUCUGAGAAGGGGGGGGGGGGGACAAUCGAAGCACUGUCGUCCAGUUUCUCUAAUCUAAUGGUCGAUACUCGUUUCAAUCGACAUUAUGGCAACUGCUCGUUAGAAGUUGAAGUUUUUACUUUGAAUACAGAUUUAUCAUCGUGAUUAUUCCUUAGUUUUGUAUUAUUUACUAUCAAGUGUUUUCCAGGAGGGUCUUUAAGAUUUUUGCUUUUUGUCAUCUUUCACGUUUAAUAAUCGAAAUCAUUCUUUUUCUUUUUAAAUUAUUUUAUUUCAGUUUGA